UCCUCCAAAUCCAAGCCUUGAAUAAUCAUUUCCCUCCCUCUCAAGAAAAUCCGAGUCUCAAAGUUAAGAGCCAGGAGCAGUAUGGCAAUUCGUUUCUUCAAUAUUGUGAAAGCCAAGAAGAUCCUAAGGCGUCGAGUAGUUCUCUCACCGGAGGGUUCAGAUGUUCCGAAAGCCCAUUUUCCAGUAUAUGUCGGUGAGAAUCAGAAGAAGAGAUAUGUUGUUCCACUCUCGUACUUGAAGCAUUCUAUAUUCCAAGAUCUCUUGAGCCAGGCUGAAGAGGAGUUUGGGUUUGAUCAUCCAAUGGGUGGUCUCACAAUCCCUUGUCUGGAAGACAUAUUCAUCAGCCUCACUUCUUAUCUAUAGGCUCGGGGGACAAGAUCUCAAUAGCUAACUUGUUUGACCCUCCUAACAAUUUUUUCUAGGACAUAUGUACAUUGAGCUAUGUACCUGUCAUCAAUGAGAAUGAGAUGGCAAAGUUCUCUGCCCAAAUUUUGAUAAUCGGGCACUUUUUA
Molecule: messenger RNA, 512 nt
Organism: Punica granatum (pomegranate)
Lineage: Eukaryota; Viridiplantae; Streptophyta; Magnoliopsida; Myrtales; Lythraceae
Source: RefSeq, a predicted model, not a curated record